Molecule: messenger RNA, 555 nt
Organism: Sordaria macrospora k-hell
Lineage: Eukaryota; Fungi; Ascomycota; Sordariomycetes; Sordariales; Sordariaceae
Source: RefSeq, a predicted model, not a curated record
AUGUCAUCUCCAACUGAACCCCAAGACAGAACUGCAAAGUCCCCUUCACCAACCGACUCCGAAAAGGCCCAAGAAAGCUACGAUGAGUUCCUCAGAAUAUUGAGUGAACUUCAAACGGUUCUGCUUAAAGCCAUCAAGGAGAGCCAGAUCGAGGAACAAAAGAAGAUUUUUCUAUGCGCGGACAUCGACACAAUUAUCACCAAAGCCAACGGAAAGAUUAGUACCGGCACCGCCUUCAAGAGCAUGGACGAAAAGAAACGGCAGGAACUUAUCAACUGGCUCUUGGCAGCGUAUAACCACUCAGCGGAAGCUGCUAAUAAGGUAUUGGAGGAGACCACCGAGAAGUUGAGGACGGAAGAGGCGCACUUGAAGAAGAAACUGGAGAGGAACACCGAGGAGUGGAAGAGAACACAGGCGGCCGUGAAGGAGAAAAGAAAGCGCACUAUCGAAUCCCACGCGCCAGUUUCCGGUUUCCGGCGGCUCGUUGGUUCAGUGAAAAAUGGAUGUUGGUUGGAAAUUUCUGGCAAGGACGAAGACAAAGACAGCAGCCGGUGA